Messenger RNA from Anolis sagrei ordinatus, 1062 nucleotides. Its product is annotated as taste receptor type 2 member 7-like. Gene Ontology annotation, biological process: detection of chemical stimulus involved in sensory perception of bitter taste; G protein-coupled receptor signaling pathway; sensory perception of taste. The record is from RefSeq and is a predicted model, not a curated record. Gene Ontology annotation, cellular component: membrane. NCBI's taxonomy places the organism in Eukaryota, Metazoa, Chordata, Lepidosauria, Squamata, Anolidae. Gene Ontology annotation, molecular function: bitter taste receptor activity; G protein-coupled receptor activity.
AUGGUUAACAAUAUAUCUAUAGUUGGAAUCUUUUGUUUGAUCAUUUUUGGAAUUGUGUAUUUUAUUGGUAUUUUGGGAAAUGGAUUCAUUCUAGUUGUGAAUGGACACCAAUGGUUGCAAAACAGGAAGAUGAUUCCUUCUGAUUUCCUUCUGAACAGCCUGAGUACCUCCAGGUUUAUCAUGCAGCUGGGUUUGCUGAUAAACGGCAGUCUGCACUUAAUUGUAAAUAUUAAACUACCUCUUUUCUUAUAUGAUGUUCUUUUCUUUUCCUGGAUGUUUUUCAACAUGACCAGCCACUGGUGUGCCACAUGGCUGAGUGUUUUUUAUUGUAUGAAGGUCACCAACUUUGCCAACCCGCUCUUCCUCUGGCUGAAAGCAAGGAUCAAUAUGCUUGUACCCAGGUUGCUUGGACUGUCCAUAGCCGUUUUCACAAUUUCUUGUCUUCCUUUGCUUGUUGAUUAUUUUGGAUACACAAAGUGGUGCAAUCUCACAGAGACUCUGCCGAAGAAUGCCAGCCAAAGAAAGGUUUGUGACAAAGCUGUCAUUGUUUUUCUUCCCAUUCAAUUUUCUUUUUAUGUCCUAAAUUUGGGCCUAAGUACAAUUGCAAUCAUUCUUUUGCUUGUCUCUCUGUGGAGACACACAAGAAAUCUCAAGAAAAGUGGUGUUGGUGUUAAGGACCUCAACACUCAGGUCCACAUUAAAGUCAUGACAUUUUUGUUGUUCUGGUUCUUCUUCUACUUUGUAGAUUUCAUUGGUGUGAUAGUUUAUGCCAUCAUUAAUUCUACUGAGGGAGAUAUUACGACUGUUCAAGGACUGCUUAUUGGCAUCUGGAUGUCUGCAUUUCCCUCUGCACACACUAUUAUAUUAAUAUUAACCAAUCCUAAUUUGAAAGAAAUGUGUAUUCGCCUCAUAAAAGAAAUGUAUGCUCACAUCAUAAGCAUCGGACACAGUACUUCCUAACAUGAAAAAAGAGCAGUAGACAUUUAACCCUUAUGUACAAGGGAGGAGAAGACAUUCCACUUCCCAUCCAAUUGAGUGCGUGUAACAUUGCAUAUAUGACAA